AUGAGGAAGAAGCCGAGAUUCCACUCGCUCAAGAAGCUGAAAGUGCGGCAGGACUGGUCGCGCUGGACGCUGUACAGUCUCGCGCAGCUCAAAGCCCCCAACGUCGUCAGCCGCACCUACUUCCAGCAGAAAUGGACGGCCAAGGCCGACACGCGCGCCUACCACGGCGAGCAGAUCCGCGAGAAGAAGUGGCGGCGGCUGUUCAAGCGCAGCCUGCCCGCCGUCGUGCCCAUGGACCACAAGUACCUCGCCAGGUACGACGGCUCCGAGCAGGCCGCGGGGCGGGGAGCAGGCGCCGACACGGUCGACCGCGAGCGCACCCCGCCCAUGACGCCCUACAUGCAGAUGGCCUACUACCCCGUCGAGCGCCGCCUGGACACGGCCAUCUUCCGCUCGCUCUUCUCGAGCAGCGUGCGCCAGGCGAGGCAGUUCUGCGUCCACGGCCUGGUGCGCGUCAACGGCAAGAAGAUGCCCUACCCCGGCUACAUGCUCAACCCCGGCGACAUGUUCCAGGUCGAGCCCUCGUCCGUCAUGUUUGCGACCGGCGCCCAGAAGGAGCGCUCCAACGUCGCCCGCCGCGUCAUCAAGGAAAAGGCCGCCGAGCGUGCUGCUGCCCGUGAGGCGUCGGGAGGCCAGACCCCCCGCCAGCCCGCUGAGCCGGCCGUGUCCCGGAGCACCCGCGAGGAGCCCACCGCCCCAGAGCUGAAGAAGCACCUCCAGGCCAUGAUGGAGCACGUCGACGACGUGCUCGCCGAAGACGUCAAGGCAAAGGACAAGCAGAAGUUCCGCGCCUUCCGCCAGACAGUGAAGAAGGCAAUCUCCCUCUGGCGCUCGGCGAACCCAGAGACAGUCUCCACGCUCGACACGCAGUUCGACUUCCUGAAGCAGCAGCUCGCCGACCGCUCAGCCGAGACCUCCACGCCCGAAGCAUCCGAGCCCCUCAUCUCGCCAGAAGACACGGCAAGGCUGCGCUCCGCCUUCGAGAAACUGCGCUUGGAGGCAGAGCACACGUCCGUGUGGAACGGGCGCAACAGACACGCACCGUACGCCACGCCCUGGAGACCGAGGGACUACAUGAGCGCCUUCGCCUUCAUCCCAAGAUAUCUCGAGGUCAAUCAGAAUAUCUGUGCCGCCGUCUACCUGAGGCAUCCGGUUGCGAGGCCGGGGCUGGCCGAGGUCCCAACGCCCUUCCAUGUGGAAACGGGGCAGCUAGCAUUCAACUGGUAUCUGAGGAGGCGGUAG
Molecule: messenger RNA, 1242 nt
Organism: Dothidotthia symphoricarpi CBS 119687
Lineage: Eukaryota; Fungi; Ascomycota; Dothideomycetes; Pleosporales; Dothidotthiaceae
Product: alpha-L RNA-binding motif-containing protein
Exons: 3
Coding region: 1-1242 (413 amino acids)
Biological process (GO): positive regulation of translational fidelity
Cellular component (GO): mitochondrial small ribosomal subunit
Molecular function (GO): structural constituent of ribosome; rRNA binding
Source: RefSeq, a predicted model, not a curated record